AUGGGGGGUGAAACAGUGAAUGGGAGAUGGCUUAGGUGGCCAAUCUCACGCAAGAGUGCAUCAGAUGGCAAGGAACUGAUUGGGAUUUUGGCGUUUGAAGUUGCGGGUUUGAUGUCUAAGGUGGUUAAUUUAUGGCGUUCUUUGAGUUCCAGAGAGAUAAUGAUUAUGAAGGAAUGGAUAGUGAAAUCUGUUGGGGUCAAAAUUCUAGUGUCUGAGGAUAAUGAUUUCUUGAUGGAACUUGCAUUGAGUGAGAUACUCAAUAACUUUGAGUCUCUAGCUUGGUCUGUGGCCAGGUUGAGUAAAAGGUGCAAGGAUCCAGUGUAUCAUAAUUAUGAACAUUUUGUUCGUAACCCUGCUCAACAUUAUCGUCAAUGGUCUGGGUGGGAAUAUGCAUGGAAAAAGAUGGAGAGGAAGGUGAAGAAAAUGGAUAGAUUUGUUGCUGCUAUGACACUACUGUCCCAAGAGCUUGAGGUACUUGCCGAGAGAGAACAGACUUUCGGGAGGAUGAAGGCGAAUCGCGAGCUUCGUGGGGUGAAAUUGCUUGAGUUUCGCAAGAAGGUCAUGUGGCAGCGCCAGCAAGUGAAAACUCUGAGAGACAUGUCUCCAUGGAAUAGAAAUCAUGACUAUGUGGUCCGGUUAUUGGCAAGAUCAUUGUUCACAAUUCUUGAGAGAAUCAUACUCGUCUUUGGAAAUAGUCAUUUGCCUAUUGAAAACCAGGAAAAUGAAUCCCUUUUUCCCUCCGUGAACACCAAUAGCAAUCAUCUUACUCGCUGUCAUUCCUUCUCCAUUCCUAUGCAUUCUUCCAAGACUAAUUCACGUGGAUUCAGUUCACAACGUUUUGAGAGCAAGCCAGGGUUGAAAUCAGCGUUUGUAGUGGACAAAGGCAAGACCAAGAGAAAGAAGAAAAAGCAGCAAGUGCUUCAUUCAGAAAGCAAGCAGUUCAAAAAUAUUGGGCCUUUAAUAGGUUGCAUGUCAGCUGGAAAUAAUUCUCCUGUUGUACAAAUUUGUAGGCCAACUAAUGGUGGUUCAAUGAGGUUGGUUGAUUGUCAUCAUGUGAAGAAUAUUGACAAAAUAAUGGAUAAAAAAUCUCUUAUAUGCAGAAGUAGAAUUUUUUUAAAACUGUCUGUGAAGGGUGGGUUAAAGCCAGGUGAAUCUACCCUUGGUGGUGCAGCAUUAGCUCUACAUUAUGCAAACGUGAUUGUACUAAUAGAGAAGAUGGUGUCAGCACCUCACCUCAUUGAUCUUGAAAUAAGAGAUGAUUUGUAUAACAUGUUACCAGCCACUAUAAGAACCGCUCUGAGGGGUAAGCUUAAGUGGUAUGCUAAGAGCAAGCGUGCCACAGUCCAUGAAGCUAGGCUCGCAGUGGAAAAGAGCAUGGUACUCUCACAAAUUUUAAAAUGGUUGGCCCCUCUGGCACACAACAUGAUAAAGUGGCAUUCUGAGAGGAAUUUUGAGAGGGAGCAAUCUGCUUGCAAAGCAAAUAUUUUGCUUGUCCAAACUCUUUACUUUGCAAACCAGGCAAAAGCUGAAGCUGCAAUGGUGGAACUCCUUGUUGCUCUUCACUAUGUGUGCAGGAUUGAUAGAGAGGCUCGCAUGAGGAAGGAACAGGAGUUUGCAGAGUCUAGAUUUUUUAAUGAUCUUCGUAUUAAGAAAGAAAGAAAAUAG
Molecule: messenger RNA, 1665 nt
Organism: Sphenostylis stenocarpa
Lineage: Eukaryota; Viridiplantae; Streptophyta; Magnoliopsida; Fabales; Fabaceae
Source: the annotation of a GenBank genome assembly